GCACACAUCCCCUAUUGAAAUAGAGCAGGAAUACAAGAAGAUUGCAAAUUUAUAUCAUCCAGACAAGCAGAAGGCAGAUGUGCCAGCAGGAGAAGUGGAGGAGCGUGUGCGGAGGUUCAUCGAAGUCGAUCAAGCGUGGAAAAUUCUAGGGAACGAAGAGACAAAAAAAGAGUAUGACCUGCAGCAGCGUGAAAAUAAUCUGACAAAAGAAUGGCCACUACAUGCACAGAUUUCCCUUGAGGAUAUGUCCUGGAAUGAAGAUGAACAAUGUUACACUCUUUCAUGUCGAUGUGGUGGGAAUUACACUGUCUUCAGGAGUGAAACCAAAGACGUAUCUUUGGUUUGUUGUGACAUGUGUUCACUUGUAAUCGAGAUCCUUCAAUGA
Messenger RNA from Nestor notabilis (Kea), 385 nucleotides. It is a transcript of the gene DNAJC24, whose product is annotated as DnaJ (Hsp40) homolog, subfamily C, member 24. Gene Ontology annotation, biological process: positive regulation of ATP-dependent activity. The transcript is spliced from 5 exons. Lineage: Eukaryota; Metazoa; Chordata; Aves; Psittaciformes; Psittacidae. The annotation marks the transcript as partial. Gene Ontology annotation, molecular function: ATPase activator activity; ferrous iron binding. The record is from RefSeq and is a predicted model, not a curated record.